Messenger RNA from Lates calcarifer (barramundi perch), 1100 nucleotides. It is a transcript of the gene hsd17b10, whose product is annotated as hydroxysteroid (17-beta) dehydrogenase 10. The coding region runs from base 55 to 837 and encodes 260 amino acids. Gene Ontology annotation, molecular function: estradiol 17-beta-dehydrogenase [NAD(P)+] activity. Lineage: Eukaryota; Metazoa; Chordata; Actinopteri; Centropomidae. Gene Ontology annotation, cellular component: mitochondrion. The transcript has 6 exons. The record is from RefSeq and is a predicted model, not a curated record. Gene Ontology annotation, biological process: androgen metabolic process; estrogen metabolic process; fatty acid metabolic process.
GUGACUCCUCUCGAACAUAGGCGAUCUUUGACGUGACGUCACGGCCGAGAAAACAUGGCGAACAUUCGGUGUGUCAAGGGUAUGGUUGGCCUGGUGUCGGGCGGUGCCUCUGGUUUGGGCCGGGCCACCGUGGAGCGUCUGGUGCAGAGCGGAGCGUCUGCCGUGAUCCUGGACCUGCCCUCCUCCGAUGGACAAGCUCUGGCCGAAAGUCUGGGAGAACGCUGUGCCUUCGCUCCUGCAGACGUUACAUCAGAAGCAGACGUGCAGUCAGCUGUUUCCCUCGCCAAGGAGAAGUUUGGGAAGCUGGACCUGGCCGUUAACUGUGCCGGCAUCGCCGUGGCCGUCAAGACCUACAACUUUAAAAAGGAUCUUCCUCACAGCCUGGAGGACUUCCAGCGUGUUAUCAACGUGAACAUUGCAGGAACCUUUAAUGUGAUUCGUCUUGCUGUGGGUGAGAUGGGGAAGAACGAGCCGGACGCAGACGGACACAGAGGAUGUAUCAUUAACACUGCCAGCGUGGCAGCCUUUGAUGGACAGGUCGGCCAAGCAGCUUAUUCAGCUUCUAAAGGUGGUAUUGUUGGAAUGACGCUCCCCAUCGCACGAGACCUGGCGCCCAUGGGCAUCAGAGUCAUCACCAUAGCACCUGGUCUCUUCUCCACUCCUCUCCUGGCCGGUCUUCCAGAGAAGGUGCGCUCUUUUCUCGCUCGCCAGGUGCCCUUCCCCCCGCGCCUGGGAGACCCCGCCGAGUUUGCCCACCUGGUGACAUCACUGGCCGAGAACCCCAUGAUUAAUGGAGAAGUCAUUCGACUGGACGGAGCCAUUCGCAUGCAGCCCUGAGACAGACGUGUGUGUGUGUGUGUGUGUGUGUGUGUGUGUGUGUGUGUGUCUGCCUGCCUGGUGGCUUCCUGUUGUAGAAAGCUGCGUUCAGUAAAUAUAAACUUAUGAAUCACCAACACUGUUUUGUGUGUGAGACUGUGAAAGUGUGUAAAAAUGAGACUGUGCAUCGUUCAGAUCAUUGCAGUACUUUGUGAACUCCACUUUGGUUGUUUUGUAAACUAAUCCAGAUUAUAAUAAACCUCUGAUGGGUUUGAUUAUCUACA